Pteronotus mesoamericanus is the source of this 4533-nucleotide messenger RNA. RefSeq names its product palladin, cytoskeletal associated protein (gene PALLD). The record is from RefSeq and is a predicted model, not a curated record. The coding region runs from base 209 to 4405 and encodes 1398 amino acids. The transcript is spliced from 22 exons. Gene Ontology annotation, cellular component: axon; plasma membrane; neuronal cell body. Gene Ontology annotation, molecular function: axon guidance receptor activity. Gene Ontology annotation, biological process: homophilic cell-cell adhesion; synapse organization. NCBI's taxonomy places the organism in Eukaryota, Metazoa, Chordata, Mammalia, Chiroptera, Mormoopidae.
GCCUCAAAGUGACCACGGACCAAGGAGUCUGUAAUGAAUAGGCAAGGCCAGCCUCUGCUCCCCCAGAAAAGAAGAAAUGUUCAUCUGAACUACAUCACCGUUUUGGAGCCUUCAAAGUAACCAAGGAUUGAAAAGAAGUAAACUGAUAUCCAGUGCCUCUAGCCUUCCUGUUGAAAGCAGGCAAAGAGUGCAUGAAGGCUCUUCAAAUAUGUCAGAGACUUCCUCCCAUGACUCCUUCUACGAUUCCCUAUCAGACAUGCAGGAAGAAAGCAAGAAUGCUGACUGCUUCCCUGAGCUGUCUGCUUUUCUCAGCCAGGAAGAGAUAAACAGGAGCCUUGACCUGGCCCGGAGAGCAAUAGCCAACUCGGAGACAGAAGAUUUUGACUCAGAAAAGGAGAUCUCACAGAUUUUCAACGUCUCUCCCACAAGCUUCUGUGAAAAUUCUUCCCGACAGGAGACCAAAUUGGGUGAGCCGACGUCCUCGGGGAGACCUCGGGACAACAGGCCAGAAGAACAGGCCGAGCAAAUCUCCUCACCUGGUGCAAGGCGGAAACCUGCCACCUCACCCCUGCUUGCCAGACCCAGCUAUAUCCGGAGCCUGCGGAAGGCUGAAAAGCGUGGUGCUAAAACUCCCAACACGGGUGUAAAGCCCAAACCGGCAUAUCAAGGUAAGUCUGGCCCCCAGAGCCAGCUGUGUGAUAAGGCGGCUAAUUUCAUCGAGGAGCUGACCUCUAUAUUUAAAGAAGCGGCAAAGCCAAGAAACAGAAGCCCCAAUGGGGAGUCAUCUUCACCGGACAGUGGGUACCUGUCUCCUAAGAAUCAGUCGUCGGCCCUGAUGAGUGUCUCCGCCAGCCAGAGCCCCACCGAAGACGAACAAGAAAUGGAAGCAGAGAUGAAAUUACCCGAGGCCAGACAUUGCUACCGGGAAGGCCAGGACGAGGCCGUGCCGGGCCUUGGCAUCUCUCACCCCCAGCCCCAGAGCGCACUCCACUUCCCGUCGGCUCCUCGCUUCGUCCAGAAGCUGCGGAGCCAAGAAGUGGCAGAAGGAAGCAGAGUUUAUCUGGAGUGUAGAGUCACUGGAAACCCAACGCCUCGAGUCAGAUGGUUCUGUGAGGGGAAGGAGCUACACAACACUCCUGAUAUUCAGAUCCACUGUGAGGGGGGGGACCGCCACACCCUGGUCAUAGCAGAAGCCUUUGAGGACGACACAGGCCGCUAUACCUGUCUGGCUACGAAUCCGAGCGGCUCAGACGCAACGUCUGCGGAGGUGUUCAUCGAAGGUGCCAGUUCAUCAGAUUCUGACAGUGAAAGUUUAGCUUUCAUAUCACAACCUGGAGCUAUGCCACAAGCUCAAAAGAAAACAACUUCUGUUUCCCUGACAAUAGGAUCAUCAUCUCCAAAAACAGGAGUGACCACAGCUGUGAUUCAGCCAUUGUCUGUCCCCGGUCAACAGGUUCACAGUCCAACCUCGUAUCUCUGCAGACCUGAUGGAACCACUUCUGCCUACUUUCCUCCUGUUUUUACAAAGGAACUGCAAAACAUAGCAGCGUCUGAGGGCCAGGUGGUGGUUCUCGAGUGCCGGGUCCGAGGAGCACCCCCUCUGCAGGUCAAGUGGUUCCGACAGGGAAGUGAAAUCCAGGACUCCCCAGACUUCCGAAUUCUGCAGAAAAAACCUCGAUCUACAGCUGAACCUGAGGAGAUCUGUACCCUAGUCAUCGCUGAGACUUUCCCUGAAGACGCAGGGAUCUUUACGUGCUCCGCAAGAAAUGAUUACGGAUCAGUAACCAGUACUGCCCAGCUAGUUGUCACCCCAGCCAAUGCUGAGAACUGUAGCUAUGACUCCAUGGGUGAAUCCAACAAUGAUCACUUCCAGCACUUCCCACCUCCCCCUCCGAUCUUGGAGACAAGUCCCUUUGAGUUGGCCUCAAAGAAAUCAGCCGAGAUCCAGCAGGUGAACAGCCCAGAGUUAGGAGUUGGCAUGGCAGCCCUUCAAAUGCAAUUCAAUUCUGCUGAGAGGGAGACCAACGGAGUCCAUCCCAGCCAUGGAGUGAACGGAAUGAUUAACGGCAAAGCUAAUGGUAAUAAAUCUCUUCCAACACCAGCUGUCCUGCUUUCCCCCACGAAGGAGCCACCACCUCUGCUUGCCAAACCAAAACUGGACCCUCUGAAAAUCCAGCAACUACAGAACCAAAUCCGCCUGGAGCAGGAGGCCAGCGCGCGGCUCCCCGCGACCAGCGCCCCACGCAGCGCGCCACCCUCGCCGCCCUUCCCACCGCCUCCCGCCUUCCCCGAGCUCGCGGCCUGCGCGUCGCCUGUGGCCCCGGAGCCCAUGAGCGCGCUCGCCUCCCGAGCCACCCCCGCCAUGCAGUCCUCCGGCUCCUUCAACUACGCGCGCCCCAAGCAGUUCAUCGCUGCGCAGAACCUGGGCCCAGCCUCCAGCCACGGCACGCCGGCCUCCAGCCCCAGCUCCUCCAGCCUCCCGUCGCCCAUGUCCCCAACACCGAAGCAUUUUGGUCGCGCGCCCGCACCCCCCUUCACGCAGCCCUUUGGCGCCGAGACAGAGGCCCCGUGGGGCCCAUCCUCGCCGUCACCCCCGCCGCCGCCGCCCCCGGUCUUCAGCCCCACCACGGCCUUCCCAGUGCCAGACGUGUUCCCGCUGCCGCCUCCGCCACCGCCUCUGCCGAGCUCAGCCCCGGCCUCCCACUGCGCCUCCCCCGCCGCCCGCUUCGGCCACAGCCAGACACCUGCAGCCUUCCUCAGUGCCUUGCUGCCCUCGCAGCCGCCACCCGUGGCAGUCAACGCCCUGGGCCUGCCCAAGGGCGUCACCCCCGCGGGAUUUCCAAAGAAAGCCAACAGAACUGCUAGAAUAGCCUCUGAUGAGGAAAUUCAAGGCACAAAGGAUGCUGUCAUUCAAGACCUGGAACGAAAACUUCGCUUCAAGGAGGACCUCCUGAACAAUGGCCAGCCGAGGUUAACAUAUGAAGAGAGAAUGGCUCGUCGGUUACUAGGUGCUGACAGUGCAACUGUCUUUAAUAUUCAGGAGCCAGAAGAGGAAACAGCUAAUCAGGAAAUUGAGUCUCCUCAUGCUUCUGUAGGGAGUCCUCUGGAUGGUCAAAAGGAAUACAAAGUCUCCAGCUGCGAACAGAGGCUCAUCAGUGAAAUCGAGUACAGGCUAGAAAGGUCUCCUGUGGAUGAAUCAGGUGAUGAAGUUCAAUAUGGGGACGUGCCUGUGGAAAAUGGAAUGGCACCGUUCUUUGAGAUGAAGCUAAAACACUACAAGAUCUUUGAGGGCAUGCCUGUAACUUUCACAUGCAAAGUGACUGGGAAUCCAAAGCCAAAGAUCUAUUGGUUUAAAGAUGGAAAGCAGAUCUCUCCAAAGAAUGAUCACUAUAGCUUUCAAAGAGAUCCCGACGGGACCUGCUCUCUCCACACCACGGCCUCCACCCUAGAUGAUGAUGGGAACUACACGAUUAUGGCUGCAAACCCUCAGGGCCGCGUCAGUUGCACUGGACGGCUGAUGGUGCAGGCUGUCAACCAAAGGGGUCGCAGUCCCCGCUCGCCCUCAGGCCACCCUCAUGUCAGAAGGCCUCGUUCUAGAUCAAGGGACAGCGGGGAUGAAAAUGAACCAAUCCAGGAGCGGUUCUUCAGACCUCACUUCUUGCAGGCCCCUGGGGACCUGACUGUGCAGGAAGGGAAGCUCUGCAGAAUGGACUGCAAAGUCAGUGGGUUACCAACCCCAGAUCUAAGCUGGCAACUAGAUGGAAAACCAAUCCGCCCCGACAGUGCUCACAAGAUGCUCGUCCGAGAGAACGGGGUGCACUCUCUGAUCAUUGAGCCAGUCACAUCACGCGAUGCCGGCAUCUACACAUGUAUAGCCACUAAUCGAGCAGGACAGAACUCGUUCAGCCUGGAGCUUGUGGUUGCAGCUAAAGAAGCACACAAACCACCCGUGUUUAUCGAGAAGCUGCAAAACACAGGCGUGGCAGAUGGGUACCCAGUGCGACUGGAAUGCCGCGUCUCGGGAGUGCCACCACCCCAGAUAUUUUGGAAGAAAGAAAAUGAAUCGCUCACACACAGCACGGACCGAGUGAGCAUGCACCAGGAUAAUCACGGCUACGUCUGCCUGCUCAUUCAGGGAGCCACAAAGGAAGAUGCCGGGUGGUACACCGUGUCCGCCAAGAACGAGGCCGGGAUCGUGUCCUGCACCGCCAGGCUGGACGUUUACACCCAGUGGCAUCAGCAGCCCCAGAGCACCAAGCCAAAAAAAGUACGCCCCUCAGCCAGUCGCUACGCGGCACUUUCGGACCAGGGACUAGACAUCAAAGCAGCGUUCCAGCCUGAAGCCAACCCAUCUCACCUGACGCUGAAUACCGGCCUCGGCCUCGUAGAAAGUGAGGACCUGUAACCCAACACUCUUGUUAAAGCUGAAACACUGAACCAGCCUUGCCUUGACCAACAUAUUCCUUUGUCACAAUAUGUAAAAGGCAGAAGUAUACCUUUGACUAUAAGAAAUAAAAAAAAAACCCAAAAUAA